This is a messenger RNA of Physcomitrium patens, 367 nucleotides long. The record is from RefSeq and is a predicted model, not a curated record. Lineage: Eukaryota; Viridiplantae; Streptophyta; Bryopsida; Funariales; Funariaceae.
CAUGGAUGGCUGUCUUCGAUCAGAGAUUCAGUGCCCUGUUAAUAUACGUCAACUUCCAUCUCGCCCUACGACUCGCCCUAUGACUCGCCCUGCUGGAGAAGCGAUCAAGGUAUUAGAAGCUAUGGGAGAAUGCGUGUCAGAAAUGAAAAUGGUGAAUCUUCGACCUUACAUCACUGCCGUAGAUGCUGCAGCAUUGGAUCUGCAGAAAGAACUGCAGGAGAAAGCAACAUUACUGAUAACCCCCACUCCCGGGACCGACAGGUAUGGUUUAGAUCGUAACAUUGCUAGUUGUAUCCGUGGGUGGAACUCAUACAUUUGGAUUUCAGUCCAGACAUAAAUUAAAUUGCUCUGCAUGCAUGGAAUGAUG